This is a messenger RNA of Symbiodinium natans, 990 nucleotides long. NCBI's taxonomy places the organism in Eukaryota, Dinophyceae, Suessiales, Symbiodiniaceae. The record is from the annotation of a GenBank genome assembly.
AUGGCGACCGAAGCGAUAAUGAACGGCUACUACCGACCAGAAGUGGAAGUGAAGCCCGGGGAGAAGAUGUACGCGGACUUCAGCUGCUGCAUUGGUGGCUACCUUCCCGUGCUGAAAUAUUUCUGUCUGCCGCCCUGCUCUCCAUCCUGCCUCCGCACCCUGCGGACCAUGAGCAAGGCAAAGUCGAGAGUUCCUGUUAAGGUGGAGGAUGCCCGGAAGAAGCAGGUGGAGGAGGGGCUCAGCAAGCGCGACUUCUUCGACAAGUACGGCUUCGUACUCUUCGAGCACCCCACGAAGAUGGCGGCCGAGGAUUGGUUGAAGCACAGCAGCGUGGCUGGCGUGGAGAGGAAGCCGGAGCCCGGAGAAGCCUCGCCCGUCCGUGAGAUCUAUACCAAGGAACUGGAGCCCCUGGUAAGGGAGCUCCUCCCCAACGUGGCGGACAUCAGCUGGCCUUUCGGCGCGCUGAGGCGCGGCCCGGGUGGCCCCAACACAAGCUACGGCUUGGGCAUCCACCAAGACUACGGCCUCUAUCCCGCAGACCUCGACAACACCUACGACAAACGCCUCGGUAGCUUCGAGCAGUUCAUGGAGAGGUUGAAGGACCCCAGCACAGCGGGUUACAUGGUGCUGAACUUCUGGCGGCCCGUUUUGCCCAUGAAGGGUCCGGUGAAGUCCUUCCCCUUGGCGCUGUGCGACCCCAACACCGUGAAGGUGGAGGAGGUCCUCUCACAGGAGACCUACGGCUUCGUCGCUGGUGGCCAGGUCAGCACCUGUAUCAAGUUCAGUGCCGACCACAAGUGGUAUUACUACCCCGACGUGACCAAGGAUGAGGUCCUGGUCAUGAAGCAGUUCCAGUACGAGCGUGGCGUCGAGGCUCCUUACGACCGCAUCCGAACGGUCUUUCACAGUGCCUUCAAGCACGCGGAAGCCUCCCCAACGGAGGAGCCGCGGUGCAGCAGCGAGUACCGCGUGCCGGUUUGGCUGAAGUAG